UAUAUGAGCAAAGACUGUACUUCGGUGUACUAUACUAUAGUAUAUAUAUAUAUAUAAGUAUAGUCUAUAGCUUCCUUGGUUAUUAGUUGUGAUUAGUGUCAGGAGUGAUCUCUGUGAGUAUGAAAAGAGUUAAACUGGCUGUCUAUUUCUGAAACACUGGAUCAAUCGUUUAGUUAUUCCAUAAAUACUUCUCAUCAUUCCAUUACCUAUGUCAUGUGAAAUGGCCACUACGGACCCACAGACUGGAGCUGAAGAAGAGGAUGAAUUCGAGGAGGAGAUCCAAACUCCAGAAAUUCAGGGAUAUCUCACUAAAUGGACUAACUACAUUCACGGCUGGCAAGAUAGAUACAUUGUUCUAAAAGAUGGAAUAUUGAGUUACUAUAAGUAUGAAGCUGAAACAGCAUUUGGAUGCAGAGGGGCUGUCAGCAUUAGUAAAGCUAUCAUUGUGCCACAUGCCUUUGAUGAGUGUAGAUUUGACGUGCACGUCAAUGACAAUGUAUGGUACCUGCGUGCAAGGAGCGUUCAGGAACAGCUUUACUGGGUGCAGACGCUUGAAACAUAUAAAGCUGACUCGGGUUUCGGCAGUGAACAAAAUUUACGGAAACAUGGAUCUCUUGUGUCGCUUACUUCUGGAAACAGUGCCUCAGUCACCAGUGUUUCCUCAUUAAAGAGAGGAAAAGGGUUACGUGAGAAACUCGCAGAGAUGGAAACAUUCCGAGACAUUCUAUUGCAACAAGUCGACACACUGCAAAGAUACUUUGACUCGUGUGCAGAUGAAGUUACCCAUCCCAACGAUAGCCGCAUGUCUCCUGACAUCUUGGAUAUUGAUGACUUCGAUGAUGAAAAUGUAGAGGAGCCACAUUUUACCGGAGUAAGACAUCGGGAUAAAGGAUGCACGCACGAGUCGCUGGCCAUACACGCUUCGCACUCGAUCGACUUCCGUGGCGAGGCGAUCACGUUCAAGGCGACGACGGCGGGGAUCCUCGAGACGCUCUCGUUCUGUAUCGAUCUCGUCGCGCAGCGGGAGGAACUGUGGCGACGAAGAGUGGAGAAGGAGGUGGAUAGGAGAAAGAAAGCAGAGGAACUCUACAAGCAAGCACAUGAAAAGCUAGAUGAAGCGAAAAACACGAGGCCGAUAGUUCUCGGUGGUCCUGACUACGAGGAGGGACCGUACUGUGCAAUAGGAGAGGAUGAAUUCUUUGAUGCAAUCGAUGCGGCUUUAGACAAGCAGGACAAGGAAGAUGAACUCUUGCUGCGACACAGAAACGUGGUCGCACUUCCGUCAGCACCACCACCUCUGCCAAUGCCAUCGAAAACCAGAUUGACUCCAGAGAUUGAUAAGAUGGUGGCUGAGCACAUCAAUCUGCUCAGAGCUGGCUGUGGACUCAACAAGGGAAACUGGGAAUGCAUAGCAGACGACGGUGGAAUGAAGGUGUAUAGGCUGGAGUUGGAAGAGGAUGGUCUUGUAUUGGACCCUCUCAGAGCAGUACAGACAGUACAAGGUGUCACCGCUCAUGAGCUUUGCCACUACUUCUACGACCCCAGCAUCAGAAUGGACUGGGAUCUGACACUGCGACUCGUCGCGUGUCGAUCGAGACGCUCUCGCCCGACACCAGCAUCACCCACCAGGCCCUGCACCGGCGCGUGCUGCGCCAUCGACGUCGCCGCUGCCGACUCGCUCUUCUGGUCACAGAUCCGGCAGGUGAGGGACGAGGAGGACGAGGAGGCGCAGCCGAUCUGGACUGCGUCGUCAACUACUCGACCGAGCCAUCCCAGCUGUCCGGUUGUAAAGUGUGUGCGCAUCCACCUGAAUGUGGCGUUCAUCUGUCAGACGAUGAUCGAUCCGCCGUCAGAGGUUGAGCAGCUGACGAGAGAUCACAUCCGCACCCGCAUCACCUACACAGCCGACGUUAACCCUGGAGGCUGGGCACCGGCCACCGUCAUCAGGGCUGUCUACAAGCGCGAGUAUCCGCGGUUUGUCAAGCGCUUCUCACAGUUUGUCAAGGACGUGACAGCCAACAAACCGAUUCUUUUCUGAAAGGCGAUGCACCUGACCAAAGACAUCGUUGACACCUGCUGCCAUCUUGUGGAACGUAAAUGUGAUAGUCUUGUUGCUCGGAUGAUGAGGUUUUACUCUUUACUAGUUCCAGUGUUUUAGCGCUUUUUGAGUGGUUUUUAUUUGACAGCAGGAGAGAAAGCAACCAUCUUUAUUGUGCUCAUUAGUAGAGAUGUUCGAAAGGAAGGUUGUGCCUUUGAGUCGAGAAAAUGAAAGAGUAGAAAGGAUCAGCUAGGUAGGCAGCUAGCUAUGGGAAUGUAGGUUUAUGUACAUAGAUUGGGUCUGCCUCUGUACGAUCGUUUGCUUACAGUGAGUUAUAUUCCUAUUGGUUCACUUACAUAUUAUCUAUCAGAUGAGAGAAAUGUUGAGAGCACAGGAAUUCCCCAACUGCAGCUAGGAUUCUUACAACGUGUGUAAAAUAGCUCCUAUCUCAGUGUAGCUGUCUAUCUGUUGUCGUUUGCAGGUACUGUGGUUUUCUGAAUAUAAUAUUACACAAACACAAAGUGUUGGGCCUAUAAACAGUAUGUAUGUGUACACCGUAUAUAUAUAUAUAUAUAUAUUAUACACAGUAUUUAUCAUAAUGUGCAAAGAUGAUGGCUAGUGUGCUUACCUAUACCCUCAGCUUCGAGUACUCUAGUCACAAACUAAAUGGUGAUGCUGUUUCACAGUACUAUAAGCUGCAAGGGUGAAGGUAUGCUGUAAGGGGCACAGAUCCUAUAAUCAUUCAUGAGAAUGAGGUGUCUUUCGCACAUGAACCAAUAAGCUCUGGUGUUCGACAGAGGAAAUGUAGUUCGCGGAACCAGAGCAUUUGGUGGUUUCCAGAGCAUUUUAUUUCAAGGAAACUGCAAAGUUUAGUUUUAUCACUGUAAUUUUUGUAGGAACAUAUUCGGAUAACAUGAAAAUUCAUCAUGACCUGCUCACUCUGACACCAGGUUGCGCUGCAGUAUAGUGUUGUAGACUGAAAAAUGCUGCUACACGAAAUUAUGCACUCAGUUAGAGUCACUCUAUUUGCUAUGAGGCUAAAGCAUUAACCUGAGACUACUGCACGUUGGACCCCAGUUAUCUGGUACCCUCUGAACCAGGUCAGUACCAGACGACUGAAAAUUCCUUUACCACUGAAGGUCAGAUAAAUAUCACGAAAAAUAUCAAUACCACACCACCUCUUUGCCUUUGAACUGCAAUAUUGAAGGGUAAUUAUAAAUGAUAGCCAAAAAUAAACACAGACCAGUGGGAGUAACGAUCGCACAUGUAAACAAUGUUUGUUUAUAUGUCACGGGGAAUGGUGGUGCCACCGAGUGGCAGCUCCACAAACUAAAGACUGCCAGUUUGAAUUUAUGCUGGAUCGCUGAAGGUUACCGACUAUCAGGUGCCGGAUUGACGCGGUCCGGUCUAUAUGUACAUAUAUAUAUAUACAGGUGGAUGAAAAAAAGCGAUUAUUAAUUUCUGUGUCGGCGACAAGCAAAGCAUAAUCAGAGCUAGGCAUAAUCAAGUGUAGUAGUAGUAGGUCUAAGCAUUGUCAUUCAAGUGUUUGUCAUGACAGUGGUUCGUAUGUGAACUUUCGUACAGGUCUAUAUGUGACGAAACAGUGGUUGCAGCAGUUGUUACCAUUGUGAGCUCUUCUUCCUGGUAUGUCACAUCAGGUUAUUCAGUGGCAAAGCCAUGCUCGCCUGGAAGUUGACUGUAACCCUCGAUAUGUCAGACAAAGAUGUCGUUGCCGAAAGUGCAUUCUAAAUGCUCCUGGUAAAUCCUGGCGAUCGCUACGAUAAAUUAUAGACAUAAGGGACGAUUUCUUAUUCCAUAUGAUUAUACGCGUGGUGGUCGUGUUGCAAAAUUUGUGAUAUAGUUGGUAUCAUUCCCGCGGAUGCACUUAUGCAAAGCAGGGGUCGGUUGCUAUUCUAUGUGAUUCACGUCCAGUUCGUACUGGUGGCACCACAGAUUCCAGGGUGUACACGCAAACAAUAACGUUUCAUUGGCGCAUUUCAGAAGAGGUGAUAUUUAACGUGAUUGUAUCAUUCAUCAAACGAAUACCAAAAUGUGUGAAUUGUGUAGCGUAUAGAAGGAGAUAAUAGCACUUGCAUAUUUGCUGUUUUAAUACAGAUUUGUUAUUUACCAAGUUA
This is a messenger RNA of Priapulus caudatus, 4173 nucleotides long. Its product is annotated as collagen type IV alpha-3-binding protein-like. Gene Ontology annotation, molecular function: phosphatidylinositol-4-phosphate binding. Bases 209 to 2038 code for a protein of 609 amino acids. The transcript has 13 exons. Gene Ontology annotation, cellular component: Golgi apparatus. Gene Ontology annotation, biological process: ER to Golgi ceramide transport. The record is from RefSeq and is a predicted model, not a curated record. NCBI's taxonomy places the organism in Eukaryota, Metazoa, Priapulida, Priapulimorpha, Priapulimorphida, Priapulidae.